CUAAAAUCCUCGGGCUUUGGGACCAGCGGGACCAGCAUGUUCGGCAGCACGACGACCGAUAACCACAACCCCAUGAAGGACAUCGAGGUGACGUCUUCUCCCGACGACAGCGUGGGCUGCCUGUCCUUCAGCCCGCCGACCUUGCCGGGGAACUUCCUCAUCGCAGGGUCGUGGGCCAAUGACGUCCGCUGCUGGGAGGUUCAGGACAGUGGAAAGAACAUCCCGAAAGCCCAGCAGAUGCACACCGGGCCGGUCCUCGACGUCUGCUGGAGUGACGACAGGAGCAAAGUGUUCACCGCAUCUUGUGAUAAAACUGCCAAAAUGUGGGACCUCAACAGCAAUCAGGCAAUUCAGAUCGCUCCUGUUAAAACCAUACACUGGAUCAAAGCCCCCAACUACAGCUGCGUGAUGACCGGGAGCUGGGACAAGACCCUGAAGUUCUGGGAUACGCGGUCGUCAAAUCCUAGGAUGGUUCCGCAGCUCCCCAAGAGGUGUUACUGUGCUGAUGUGAUCUACCCGAUGGCCGUGGUGGCGACCGCGGAGAGGGGCCUGAUUGUGUACCAGUUGGAGAACCAGCCUUCCGAGUUCCGGAGGAUAGAGGAGUCCCCGCUGAAACACCGGCAUCGAUGUGUGGCUAUUUUUAAAGACAAACAGAACAAGCCAACUGGAUUUGCUCUGGGCAGUAUUGAGGGGCGAGUUGCUAUUCACUACAUCAACCCUCCGAAUCCUGCCAAAGACAACUUCACCUUUAAGUGUCAUCGCUCCAACGGGACCAACACAUCAGUGCCUCAGGACAUCUACGCGGUCAAUGGCAUUGUGUUCCAUCCCGUUCACGGCACCCUGGCCACCGUGGGGUCUGACGGCCGCUUCAGCUUCUGGGACAAAGAUGCCAGAACAAAACUCAAAACUUCAGAGCAGUUAGACCAGCCGAUAGCAGCCUGCAGCUUCAACCACAACGGCAACAUCUUCGCCUACGCCUCCAGCUACAACUGGUCCAAGGGACAUGAGUUUUAUAAUCCCCAAAAGAAAAAUUACAUUUUCCUGCGUAACUCGGCUGAAGAGCUGAAGCCCAGGAAUAAGAAGCAGCGGCCGGCAGCGUCGGGUUGGCCAGUCCACUUGUCUGCCCGCGUGCAGGUCCCAGCGCGCUGGGUUGUCGCCCACGGAUGUGGAUUUCAGCCCCUGGGGAAGCGACGUCAUAGCAGAGCAGCCAGAGCACCGUGUGGGCGGCGACUUGCCAUCCCCAUUCCACUGCCGGCCGCGGGAGGCUGGCGUUGUCCUAGAAGUUAGGUCCUUGUCGGCAGCGCCGGGGGUGCAGCGGGGCGUCUUCCAGCGCUGUGUGCAUUCGAGGUUCUGGGGCACAGUCUGCACACCUGUACUGUAUUU
Messenger RNA from Oryctolagus cuniculus (rabbit), 1383 nucleotides. The record is from RefSeq and is a predicted model, not a curated record. NCBI's taxonomy places the organism in Eukaryota, Metazoa, Chordata, Mammalia, Lagomorpha, Leporidae.